UAAUCGAAACCCCCUUUCUCGGCAUUAACCCUGUCGAUCCAGCAACGCCUUCCAAAGCAGCAAAGCUUGAGUCACUGCUCAGCCCUACCCUGCCCUACCUAUCUUGCCUGGCGCCUAUGUCAUUUGACCCAUUAAAUUCUUCAUAUCUCAAAUCCAGAUCUUUCCGUUUUACCUAAGCUCAGCUUCCUCCAUCUUUUGCCAUGUCUUGGAUCAUAUAAUGACAAAUUCCGUAUAAGAAAUUGCGGAUAUAGCUUCAAUUCCCCCAAUGGGGUUAGGAUCUACAAUAUAUUAGCUGCUGGAUAACCAACAACAUCUCGGAGUUAUGGACCCGCCGCAGCCAUCAGCCAACGUGGCGUCUCGGCCAUCUCAGCAUCAGCACCAACCGAAACCUCUCAGUUGUACCAAUUGCCGAGCCCGGAAGUUGAAAUGUAGCCGUGAGUAUCCGUGUUCACAUUGUCAACGCUCCGGGGCCGAGUGUAUCUUCCCUACCCGGAAACGUAUCCGGAAACCCCGCAAAAACAAGAACUCUGAACUUCUACAACGUCUUAGUCGACUAGAGUCUAUAGUGGGAAAUGUCGGGCUCUCUGCUCUAUCCGGAGAAGAUGUGGCGGCAUCAGCCCCAAGUCCUUCUACGAGUCAAACUACGGCUCCUCCUAUCUCGGAAGGUCCCUUAAUCACCAGGGAUGAUAAGCAGGAUGACUGGCGGCAUGCUCCCUUGACCAGUAAAACCUCUCAGUAUCUUAGUGGGGAGUUCUGGUCUAGUCUCAGCACUGAGGUUGAAGGGCUGAAGCAAGCUCUAGAACAGUCAACAGACUCGGACGAUGAAGAUCAAAUGUUGCAGGAGGCCACGCCGGAUUCGGCAAACGACGGUAGCAGUUCAGCAUCGGCCUUGUCUCCGGGGAUGCUGCUCGGGAGCUCGUUCCGUACCUCCUAUGAGGCCGUCGAACAUCCGUCUUCAGACCACAUUCGUUUUCUUACAACUAUAUUCUUCAAUAACGUCGACAUGAUCAUUAAGAUCCUCCACCGGCCAACGAUAGAAGGGGCACUCUUCGCCUUCGCCAACGCUCCCGAAUCCAAACGUCCGCAGCUCACCCCAGAAACUGAAGUCCUUUUCUUUUCAAUUUACCACGCGGCCGUGGCUAGCCUUCCCCCCUCCACUUGCCUCACACAUCUCGGCCGGCGGCGAGAGGACUUAAUACGUGUUUUCGCCAGCGGUGUUGAGCAUCUUCUUGGCCGCGCCGACUACCUCAACAAUACCAGCCUCGAGACGCUACAAGCACUGACGCUCUACGUGGCCUGUGUGCGUAGUACAGUCGGCUCGCGAGCCGCAUGGGCUCUUCUCAGCUUGCCUAUCCGACUCGCGCAAGGCUUAAAUAUACAUCGCGAGGCCAGUAUUGCCUACCUGCCACCUUACGAGGCUGAGCUGCGAAGGCGGCUCUGGUGGCAGCUCAUCGUACUUGAUAUCCGCGGGGCGGAGGAUAGGGGCACAACAACGAUACUUGCACGCGAUAGCUAUGAUACGAAGUUGCCACAUAACAUCAACGACGCGGAUUUUGGACCUGGGACUAGGAACAAUCUAACCGAGAAACAAGGGCCAACAGAUAUGACGUUCAGCAUGUGCACGGCGCAGUGCUCGAACUUGUUCUUACAGGUUGAACACGCGCAUAGCGCACUGGGGAUAUCUCACGAUGGUGAGGGUAGCAGUAAGAGCAACAGCGCAAAUACCAGCAGUUCAGCCUCCCAAUCCGUAGAGGAAAUAGUCCGACAAGCACAAACGCUAGAAUCUCAAUUCGUCGCCGGCGCGGACCCUAACCUCGCCCCUUCAUACCUAGCCUCUGUUACCGUCCGUCUGAUAAUCCUCAAGCUAUGGCUCAUAAUGCAGUACCCAGUGCACCCUCGCCGCAAACCUCAACUACACCCAAGCAUUACUUCCACUUCCGGACCAUCAGCCAAACCUAGCAUAUUCCCCCACGAAGCCACGCUGCGCACCGCCUUAUCCAUCAUGGAAUUAAACGAGUACCUGCAAACAGGGCCAUACGGCGAGCGCUUCCAAUGGUGGGCGAACACUUAUGUGCAGUGGCAUCCACUCGCCGUAGUCCUCGCAGAGCUAUGCACACAGACGCGCGGCGAGCUCGUAGACCGGGCAUGGCGCACCGUAGAGGACGUGUUCCCACGCUGGAGCGAAGUCAUCGCCGACACCAAGCGCGGGACACUCUGGCGACCCAUACGCAAAUUGUACAAGAAAGCCAAGGCGGCCAGGAUUGCCGCUGUUGGCGCCACCACUGCCGCUACAACAAGUGUCGCUGUACCGAGAGCUACAGCUACAACCACGACACCCACAAACACUGCCACGAAUUCCACUACUCCAGCCCCCGCUGCGGCAACCCGUAUAACCACAAUAGUCCUCAAAGACGGAGUCAUAGACGUCGGCACGAUCAACAUGCCGACCAAAACCCCCGAAUCCCGAAAUCCCACUCCCAAUUCCACUCAACCCUUACCAAGCACAGAUAGAGAAGACAUCACCAUGACAGAGCCCGAAAGUGCUUUCGGGGCCGAGAUCCGCAAUGCACGGGAGCCCAGCAUCCCGGCGGAUCUGACCUCACUCAGCAUGUCUCCGUUCGCGUUCAAUGAGUCGAUGCUAGGGUGGAGGGAUCUCAGUUUCGAGGUGCCCUUUCUGGAUUUAGGCGGCGGUUCUGAUACGAUGGAUUGGAGUACCUGGAAUGAUUUUGUGAACGAGACCCGGGUUGACGCUGACGACCAGUCGAAGUCGGGAUCGAGCGAUAUGGGUUACUAUUAGAUAGAUAUAGACAUUGGGUCACGCAAGAUACCACUCUGACACUUGUGCAAUACACUGUACGACAUGUAAAAUAAAACAAAAAUCCUGACUUA
Annulohypoxylon maeteangense is the source of this 2889-nucleotide messenger RNA. RefSeq names its product fungal-specific transcription factor domain-containing protein. The transcript has a single exon. The coding region runs from base 323 to 2797 and encodes 824 amino acids. Gene Ontology annotation, biological process: regulation of DNA-templated transcription; DNA-templated transcription. The record is from RefSeq and is a predicted model, not a curated record. Lineage: Eukaryota; Fungi; Ascomycota; Sordariomycetes; Xylariales; Hypoxylaceae. Gene Ontology annotation, molecular function: DNA-binding transcription factor activity, RNA polymerase II-specific; zinc ion binding; DNA binding.